AUGCCCCUCAAGGUAGCCGCCCCGGCCCUUCACCUGGACCUCCCGGUGGCCACCACUCCGCAACAAGUCGCAGCAUAUCGUCAGCUGUUGAUUAGCACAAUCCAAGAGAAGAACCUGCAGCCCUUCUACCCACCAGAGCGCCUGGACCGCCUGGUACAGAGCCUGGUGAACGAGGCGCCGGGUAAACUCCAGAGACUCAUACACGAAUGGGCUGUGCCGAUGGAAGUCGCGACAGAUGUCAUGAAGCUCUCUCUAUUUGACGUGAUUCUUUACGUGGACGACAGUGGCUCAAUCGAAUUUGAGGAGAAGGGACUGCGCAAGGAUCAGUUGAGACAGAUUCUCGGUCUCGUUGCCACGGCCGCGUCUACCUUCGAUCAGGAUGGUAUCUCGGUGCGAUUCAUGAACUCGACCGAGAGCGGCGAUGGCAUCCGUAACGCCGACGAUGUCAACAACUUGGUCAGCCGGGUUCGCUUCGCAGGAUUGACUCCUCUAGGCACGAACCUGAGGAGCAAGGUGAUCGACCCGAUGAUCGUAGGCCCGGCCCGCGCCAACCGUUUGGACAAGCCUGUUCUGGUGAUCACCAUUACUGAUGGGCAACCGGCCGGUGAGCCCCACGGUGCUGUGGGCGACGCCAUUCGCUAUGCCGUCGAGGAGACUUCACGCACUCGGUACGGUCGUGGGUCGGUUUCGUUUCAAUUCUCGCAAGUCGGAACUGAUCAGCGCGCCCGCGAGUUCCUCGGAGAUCUGGAUGAAGAUCCGCAGAUCGGCCAUCUGAUUGAUUGCACCUCGAACUUCGAAGUCGAGCAGGAUGAGAUGUCUCGAGCCAAUCCGCCAAUCCACCUGACUCGUGAGCUUUGGUGUGCCAAACUCAUGCUCGGAGCCAUCGACUCUUCUUAUGACACCAAGGAUGAGAAGAGCUCACGUUCUGGACCACCACCUCCGCAGCAGGGCUCCUACGGCGGAUACAACCAGCCGCCGCCAGGGCCCGGACCAUCUGGGCCUGGAGCCGGAGGGGCCACAGCCCACAACCCGGCUAUCCCCCUCAACAUCAACAACAACCCUCGUACUCUGGCGCGAGUCGACAAGCCCCAGGAUAUGGACCGCCACCGCAACAGUCGUAUGGAUAUGGCGGGUCAUCGUCGCACCCUGCAGGAGGGGCACCAGGGUAUCCGCCGGCUGGCGCGUAUCCUCCGCCACCGCGUCGUUAUUAGUGACGUCAGGGGGGCCUUUGGGGGUCCACUUCCUUAA
Molecule: messenger RNA, 1248 nt
Organism: Penicillium waksmanii
Lineage: Eukaryota; Fungi; Ascomycota; Eurotiomycetes; Eurotiales; Aspergillaceae
Gene: rfeF
Exons: 5
Coding region: 1-1248 (415 amino acids)
Source: RefSeq, a predicted model, not a curated record